Molecule: messenger RNA, 1311 nt
Organism: Ostrinia nubilalis (European corn borer)
Lineage: Eukaryota; Metazoa; Arthropoda; Insecta; Lepidoptera; Crambidae
Product: beta-1,4-galactosyltransferase 4-like
Exons: 8
Coding region: 76-1269 (397 amino acids)
Biological process (GO): carbohydrate metabolic process; glycosphingolipid biosynthetic process
Cellular component (GO): Golgi apparatus
Molecular function (GO): N-acetyl-beta-glucosaminyl-derivative 4-beta-N-acetylgalactosaminyltransferase activity; galactosyltransferase activity
Source: RefSeq, a predicted model, not a curated record
GUGUCAAUUUUAUUGAAGGAGAAAAGUCCUUUCAUACAUUGCUUUCAUAUAAAUUGUUAGGUUUAUUUAGCGACUAUGACGCCCCAAACGAUGAAAAUGCUUGUAAUGUUUAUCCUCGCGGCCGCCCUCUUGAACGUAACGAACUAUUUGUUCUACUGCCUCUACAAUCCGCAGUCGCGGCAGGCGAUGAGGGUAGAAGUUCAAGUUUCGGAGCAUACGAAGUUCGUAAGGUUCAUGACUAAGCGUCGAAUGACUCGCAUCCCAAAAUGGUCCAACUUUCUGCUAUGCGAUAACAAGAGCUCUACCAAUCCAACAAAUAAUAAGGUAUCAGCAAGCAGCGAAGAGGACUACCGUGACCAGGGUUCCGACUCCGUAUUUUAUUACAAUGGGAUUAAAAAAGGAGAAUAUCUAUGCCCUGAGACACCCCCAGGCGUAGGUCCUCUGAAAGCCAAUCAAUUCGUCAGCCCCCAAGAAAUAGAAAAACUGUACGACGUUUUGCAACCCGGUGGUCUCUACGAAGAAAAUGAAUGCGUUCCUCGUCAAAAUGUCGCCGUUAUUGUCACCCACAGAGAGCAAAACCAAUUGCUUGAAUUUUUGUACUCACUGCAUUGUUUUCUGAUGAAACAACAAUUAGGAUACCAGAUAUUCGUUGUUAAGCAAAGCAACCAGUCAUCGCCCCUGAAUCAUGGCAAACUAUUCAACGUGGGCUUCUCAGAAGCGCAAGGGCUGAAGAAGAGCGAGUGGAACUGCGUUGUAUUCCACGACCACAACAUCCUGCCUGCUGACUCGCGCAACCUCUAUCGGUGCUCCGACCACCCGCUACAGCUGGUCACGCAUGUUGGGAAUAGGACGUACGAAUAUGAAUUCGGAGGAGCUAUCGCCGUAAAACCUGAGCAGUUUUUGAAAGUUAACGGAUUUUCAAAUGAAUACAACAUUCGUAAUGAUGCCAUCUUCGAAGAUUUACAGAAAAGAUUACAACAUGCUAAUUUUACGACUGUAAAAAGCGCUUCUUUUGGAAAAUAUGAACGAGUGGAAAAUAGCGAUGAACUCUAUGAAACGAGAUAUCACCAAGCAAUGCAGACCUCGGCACCUUUGAAUCUCAUCGAUGGACUUUCCACGCUUUCAUACAUUUUAAACAUCAUCGAUCUGAAGCCCCUAUACACGUUGAUCGAUGUAGAUAUUGACAAACUUCCAGUUAACUCCACCAGUAUUUGGAACCGGUUACUAAACCAAGUUACUACUGGUGCAGUAACAGUGAAUAAGACUUAAAAAUUAUGUAAUAUCAAAAUUUACUGGCAAUAAAGUUACGCA